Penicillium nucicola is the source of this 810-nucleotide messenger RNA. RefSeq lists its product as uncharacterized. Gene Ontology annotation, cellular component: extrinsic component of endoplasmic reticulum membrane; Vma12-Vma22 assembly complex. The record is from RefSeq and is a predicted model, not a curated record. Lineage: Eukaryota; Fungi; Ascomycota; Eurotiomycetes; Eurotiales; Aspergillaceae. The coding region runs from base 1 to 810 and encodes 269 amino acids. The transcript has 3 exons. Gene Ontology annotation, biological process: vacuolar proton-transporting V-type ATPase complex assembly.
AUGGAUCAAAUUCCCACACCACCGGCUUCACGACCUGGCUCAGAGGCUCCUGAAGCAAAAGCGAAGCCCGCAGCCUCAGAAUUGGUUCAAUCGUUGGAUACUCUUCUUGAGCAAUAUUUGAACCUACUUGAUAGGCAGCAGAAACUGCAAACCGGCCUGGCAAAACAGUUGUCCUCGGGAUUCUUUUCUCUCGCCCAGGCCAAUUUCUCGUGUCCUCCUGGUCGCCGCUAUGGGCCCGACUUCUACGACGAGCGCAUGAAAGCAACAAGGAAGAUCUCGAUCAACCACGAAGAAAACACCGCCGACAAAAGCGCCGACGAAAGUGCCAACGACUCGGAGAAUGAAAGUGCCGCUUCGCUACCCUUUGGCUGCAAAUUCACCAUUGAGUCUGCGCCUAGCACUCAAUUAGAAGCAGAUACAGAUGAGAAGAGCGAAGACGAGGAGAAGUCUGUCUCGGCCCAGGAUGUGCAAUCCGUAACCAAAGAUACCACGGCGGAUAACAAAACCACACCAGUACCGCUUGAAUCUUCACAGGACGGCAAUACAACUACCGAGAUGGAGAAGCCCAAGCUCCGUCGCAGAAAGUUCCAUUCCGAUGAUCCAAUCCACUGGUAUGGAAUUCUGGUGCCCCAGUCCCUGCGGAGAGCACAGCACUCUUUCGCCAACGCCGUCGAUACCGCUGUCCCCGAAUUGGCUAGUACGGUAGUUGAGAUGCGGACCCUGGAAGAAAAAAUCGGAAAACUGCGGGCCCAACUGGUCCCUGAACUUCUGGAGGAACCUCACGAUCUUGUCCAACGUGAUACCAAAUAA